Molecule: messenger RNA, 4808 nt
Organism: Prinia subflava (tawny-flanked prinia)
Lineage: Eukaryota; Metazoa; Chordata; Aves; Passeriformes; Cisticolidae
Gene: FYB1
Product: FYN binding protein 1
Exons: 19
Coding region: 226-2760 (844 amino acids)
Biological process (GO): protein localization to plasma membrane; T cell receptor signaling pathway; integrin-mediated signaling pathway
Cellular component (GO): plasma membrane
Molecular function (GO): lipid binding; protein binding
Source: RefSeq, a predicted model, not a curated record
UGUGGACAGCGAAUUACUGUUCAUGAUAAUGAAACCCACAAGUGUAUCUUGUGAGAAGCAAGAACUCCUCUGUGAGAAGCAGGACUCCUCUUUACCAAAUAGACCAGGCUGUUAAGUUGGUACACCCAAGGAUUGUCGCACUGAGGAAGCAAAUUUUUCUGCUUGUAUCAAAAUAUUGGAGAGCUUUGGAAUAUUCAGAGUAACAAGUCACGUGUGAAGUUACUUAUGGAGAAAUUUGAGAGAUGUAACAGAGACACAGAGGAUACUCUAAACAGCAAAUCCAUCAAAAUUCCAAGACGAGAUAUCCCCACAGGAUUACAGACAAGAAAAGCAGCAUUUGAGAAAUUUAAAAAUAAAGGAUAUGCUGCAUUUUCUGCAGGACCCAGUACCCUUCACAAACCUAUUCAGCCUAAGCCUCCUCCAGCAGUCAAGCCUUCAAGUGAUGAUAAAACAGAAAAAGACCCAAAUCCACCACAUUUGAACCCAGUGGCACAAAGGUUUGGUGUUCAGCUUCAGCCCACGAACAGAGGAAAUGAUGGAAAAACCGGAUGCACUAAAUCCUCUAUCAAAACCAGUGACCUAUCAAAAGAGGACCCAAAGCCUUUGAACCCAAAACCUGCAUGGAACAAGUUCCUUACUCCUCCUGAUAAAGAAAAACAUCCUCUGGAACCAAAACCAAAUUUUAAUUUUGCAUCACAGGAGAAUGAGGGAAAAACAGAAUUUUCAAAAGUAGUUGCAGUUAAGGAAAAAUUAAGGUCUGCAACACAAGAAAAUGAGCCCAAGCCUCCUGUUUCUAAACCACCUCUUGCACAGAAGCCUUCUCUAAACAAUGAGGUAUCUCAGAAUGAAGACACUUCUAACAAAAGUGGUUUUCUGCAAAGACAGUCAGGACUUAGAACAAAUAUACACGCACUCCAAGAAGCAAAGGAAAUGGGUGAAAACAGUAACUCUGCUGCAGAAGGUGCAGGUAGUCAUUUUCCUAAAAUAGCUCUAAAGCCUACUGGCCACAGGCUCAGCUUAUCAAAAGGAACCCCAAAAGCUGUGGCAGAAAACACUGAAGAAAAGGGAAUGAGUGCUACCAAGAACAUCUUCCUCAACAAAAUCACCCAGGAAGGAUCAGGUUCUUCUAGUAAAUUCUAUAAGAUGAAUACAGCAUUUGCUGCAGGAAGACCAUCAGGUGAACCCCAAGAGAAAGAGAAUGGGGACAGGAGUUCUGUCCCAAUACCCAAGCAGAAACUCUUGCCCCCAGUGUUCGAGCUGGGCCAGCCCCCAGAAAAGCCCAGCAGACCCCCCACCAUGCACCUGGGAAAGUUCCAGAAAUGCUGCCAAGAAAAGAAUCCUAAAAAUGAAGGUUUGGAACAGAAAGCACCUUCCUCAGCAGCCCUUGCCCCACCGGCACCUCCAUCACAUUCCACUGUGCAGUUUCCACCUCCUCCACCAGCCUCUCACCCAUCCCUGCCAGCAGCUCCCAGUCUGCCUCCCAGAAACAUCAAGCCCAACUCUGAAACAACAAACCUAGACAAUGAAGAAAAUUAUGAUGAUGUUGAAUUUGUUUCACAGGGUCAUGGAAAUACACAGAAGGGCCAAGAAAGUGAUGGAGAGACGUAUGAAGACAUUAAUGACAUCAGAUCACCAAUGAGGAAAAAGCAAAAGCAGGACGAAGAUAAGAGAAGAAUGGACCAAGAGAAGAAAGAACAAAAGGAAAAAGAAAAGAAAGAGCAUGAACUGAGGAAAAAGUUUAAAUUAACAGGACCCAUUGAAGUCCUUCAUCAGGCACGAGCUCGGGUUGACCACAAGGGACGGAAGGGUGAACUGACUGUCAAACAGGGGGAUAAGAUUGAAAUCAUUCGCCUCACAGACAACCCAGAAGGAAAGUGGCUGGGCAGGAUAAAAGAAUGCUAUGGAUACAUUAAAACAACCAUGGUGGAGAUUGAUUAUGAUUCUUUAAAAAGAAAACAAAAACCAUCUACCAGAGCUGCUGUGAAACAUACAGAGAGUGAUCAAGAAACAUAUGAUGAUGUUGGAGAGCAGGACACUACUAGCAGUCAAAGUGGUGACCAAGGUGGAAGUGGAAACAUGAUCCAACCUCCUCCUUCUGAUCAAGACAUUUAUGAUGAAAUUGAUGAAGAGGAUGCUACACCUAGGUCUGUAUCGCAGGAUGAAGAUAAGAAUGGUAUCUGGGCCUGGGGAAUCUUGAAGAGGCUAAAGGUCAAAGAUGACAAAAAGAAAAAUGUACGAGAAAAAACAGCCAAAGUCAAUGAGGCAGAAGAAAAUGAAAAUUUGUUCAUGUCUUCUUCAACAAAGCAGUCUGGAAAAGAUUAUGGAGACAACGUUUAUGAUGAUGUAGAUUCUUCAGAUUUUCCUCCUCCACCACCUGAACUCAGUUCAUCAAAAUCAGGAAGCUUUGGAAAACCUAAGUCAGAUGAAAAAGAUAUGCAAAAACUCAAGAAGAUGGAAAAAGAAGAGAAAGAGUUCAGAAAAAAAUUCAAAUUUGAUGGUGAAAUAAAAGUUCUUUACUCUACAACCACAGUCCAGGAAUUGUCUCAGAAAAGAUGGGGAUAUAAAGACUUACAAAUUAAACCAGGGGAAUCUCUUGACAUUAUUGAAAGUACAGAUGAUACCAAGGUCCUCUGCAGGAAUCAAGAAGGAAAAUAUGGCUAUGUUCUGAGAAGCAAUUUAGUUCAGAAUGAUGGAGAGAUUUAUGAUGAUGUCGGUGACGAUUGCAUCUAUGACAAUGGCUCUGAUGCUGAAUUCUCUUGAAAUAACAACGUCGUUGAAGAUCAAACGCUAGUUUGGAAUCCCACCUGUGAAAGGAAGAAGAAUCAUGAAUGCUGAUUGCAAGUUAAUUGGUUGCUUUUUUAAAUGUACAAUUAACCUUUUUUUGGGAUUUCAGCCUCUAGUGGUUUGUACAAAUUUGUAUUCCAAAUUAUCUGAGCAUUUAAAAUUCAGGGAAUAUGAGCCAAAGUUAGGGUUGUAAUUUUUCACUUCCUUUCCAUAUUUCUGACAGUCCAUGUAGAAACACUUCUUUAAUUAAGUAUUUCCAAAGAGGCCAGUCCACAUCUGUUAAGGUUACUGAGGACAACAAUCCCUGGCAACAGGUUUUACUCUGGUUUUCACCUAUUAAACACCAAAGACAGUCAUUCUGGGUAGGACAGAAUUCUGAAAAAGAAAUGGUAAUAACAUCCUGUUGUGAAAAGAAGAAAUCAAAAGUAGGCAUCACAGUAAGCAAUACAUCACUGACUUGCCAUUCCAACUGCAAUAAUGUUAGCUACACUGACAUAUGCAGCCAUGUUCCAUUAUUGCAAAAGUCUCUUUUUCUGUGUUGUACUAAUGAUAGAAUAUCAUUCUCUAAAAUUUAUCUGAAGUCUCCUUUAGAGUAUAGUGUUCUACUUUAUACUGUAUUGUUGCUCAAAAUAUACUCAGAACAUUUAGGUUAAGAUGUAAUUUCUGUUUAGUUUGAAGAUAAGUUGCCACUAUAGGUAUUAUAAGCUAUAAACUGAUGAUAAACUGUUUGGAAAUUACUUCUAGGCUAAAUAUAAAGGUGUCUUGAUCACUCUGUUUUGAUAAUGCUCUUUUUCUCAAAGUACUGCAGUUUAAUCUGAGAUUUGGCUAAGAAAGAGUAUAGAAAUCAAGUAAUUCCAUGCUUAUCCAUUGUAGAACUAACAUUUAUUCCUAAAGUUAAUUUUUGAUGCUGUUGUCUGAAUGACCAAGUUGCAAAUAAAAGCAAAUUCAACAGGAAACUCUUAAUAAUAAAUAUCAUUUUACCCUUAUAUAUCAGAAGUCACUGGAAAUCAAAAGAUAUUUACAGUAAGCUUCCAAUUAAGACGGUGAGUGUGUUCAAAAGUGGAACAUCUGUUGCUUUUGCUGUAGUGCAAGUUAAUCAAAAACCUGUAAAAACCAAUGUGGUUGGAUCAGUGUGGGCAGCUCCUUUUGAUGAUUGAGUCUUCUUUAAUCCUGAAGGGAAGUCAGGUACAUUGUACAACAUAGCAAGGUUAGUUUAUAAACAUCAAAAAAUGGCUCUGUUGGCUCUGUUAGUCAGUGACUUUUGGUCUCACCUUCAGUGGAGCUGAGAUUCCAUCUUAUAAAAGUAUCUUUUAUUGCUGCUUCAAAAUACAGUAAAUCUCAAAGGAGGCAUAAUGCAAUGGAGAUAUCAAGCAUAAAAUUAAGAGAUAGUAGCCUAUAAGCUAUUUUGUACUGUAUGUAAAAACUCUGAUAGUAUACUGAAAAGCUAUAUGCAAACUUGACUUUCCGUUUGCUAUUUCUCUUAUCUAUUUGCUAUUCAACCUGCAUCCAGGCAUCAAAUACCAAUCUUAUGUGUAAACAUCAACAGCAGCACCCAAAUAUAAAACAUGACCGCGCAUACAAAGUGCAAUGAAUAUGUCUGACUACUUGACUGUCACUGCUAAUGGAUUAUUUAUUUUUCAGUGUCAUUCAAGAGGCUGUCUGCAUUUAAUUAAUGAUAUGCAAAAGAACUGAGUCAGCAUGCAGGCAACUACACAACUACAUAGUUUUUCCAUGUUCUUAGUGUUAAUGUGUGUAGGCACUGUGAUUCUGAUCAAUAAUACUGACUAAAUUGGUCAUAUGAUACAUUAAAAAAUAGAAGAAAUAAAUAUACUUACAGCUAAAACUCUAUGCAUUGCUUGUUCAGAUCAAAUAUAAUGUGAUUUCUGCAGGGUUUUAGAAUUAAUUUGUAAGGCAUUACUCAUUAAAAAAUUACUGGCAUUGUAUCUUUUAACUUUUACCAAUGCUUUUUUUUCAUUUCUUCUGAAGUAUUUCUUCUAAAUAAAGUUUUCUUUCUUUAACAAGAA